CUCUUGCACCAAACUAAACUUCUCUGCGAUGAAGCUUUUUUCCCGCUUUCGUAAGAUUCUUAUGAGACUUAUAUUCUCUUUCCCUUCUCCUUCCUCAUCAAACUCAUCCUCAAGACAAAAAACUUGGGAUAAAUAUGAUCCACCAAAGACUUCAUGCAGCUCUCAUUACUCCACUCACUCCCAUUAUUCCGAGGCCAUCGCUGAUUGCAUCGAGUUCUUCAACAAGUCUUCACAGGAGGGUGUUUUGGAUGGCCGAAAAUCUGAUAUGUGGGUUUGA
Mangifera indica (mango) is the source of this 277-nucleotide messenger RNA. RefSeq lists its product as uncharacterized. Bases 29 to 277 code for a protein of 82 amino acids. Lineage: Eukaryota; Viridiplantae; Streptophyta; Magnoliopsida; Sapindales; Anacardiaceae. The transcript has a single exon. The record is from RefSeq and is a predicted model, not a curated record.